GGGGGGGACGCGGCCCGCGCACGGUGGCGGCAUGUUGCAGCCGCGGCGGCCGCUGCUCGGCCUGCUCGCCCGUUGCGCCCGGGCCUUCCGCCUGGGCCCCCGGCCGCCUCCAUCCGCUUCUCCUAACGGCGGCGAGGCGGGGCGGCGCGGCCUGCUGGGCCUGCUGGCGCGGCAGUGCGGCUGCGUGAGCGGGCAGCGGGCGCGAAGGGCGCGGAGGGCCUGGCAGCUCGGCGGCGGCGGCGGCAGCGGAGCGGAGGGGGCGCGGCGGGGAGGAGGAGGAGGAGGCGGCGGCGGGGGGUGGGGUGAGUGGUGGUGGUGGCGGGGGGGGCCGUUCCGCGGUCGCCCCGCCCUCGCCGCCGCCGCCGGCCGCCUCAUGGCCACCCUGGCCGGGGUCUUCGUCUGGGACGGGCAGCGCAUCGAGGAGGAGGAGCUGCAGCGCUCAGCCCAGGAGAUGCAGCGCAUGCAGAACUUGGCCGUCCCGCUGCAGGGGGGGGGGGCUCUGGGCGAACCCCCCCUCUUGGACCCCCCGUCAGAGCGGGAUGCUGCGUCAGCCCCCGGCGAGCAGCCCUGGGAGAUGGUGAUGGACAAGAAGCAAUUCAAGCUGUGGCGCCGUCCCAUCGAAGGCACACAUCUCUACCAGUACCGAGUUUUUGGGACGUACACAGAUGUGACCCCCAGGCAGUUCUUUAACGUGCAGCUGGACACCGAAUACAGGAAGAAAUGGGAUUCGUUGGUCAUCAAACUGGACGUGAUAGAGAGGGACGCAGCCACGGGAUCCGAGGUGAUCCACUGGGUCACGCACUUCCCGGUGAGCCUCGCGCCCCGACCCGGAGCCCCCGUGGGGCUGAACCCCCUUCCCCCCCCCCCCCCCCAUAAA
Molecule: messenger RNA, 877 nt
Organism: Tympanuchus pallidicinctus (lesser prairie-chicken)
Lineage: Eukaryota; Metazoa; Chordata; Aves; Galliformes; Phasianidae
Gene: STARD7
Product: StAR related lipid transfer domain containing 7
Molecular function (GO): lipid binding
Source: RefSeq, a predicted model, not a curated record